CUGCGAAUUAUCCGAAGAGCUCGCGGAAAUGGCGACGGUGCUGCCGCUCGCCGUGCUCGCCGCCGCCUCGGCCCCUGCCGCGCCGAGGACUUGCAUCUCCGUCGCCCCAGUCCCCCCGCCCUUACUCGGAACUCGCGUGGGUCUCCUCCUCCGCAGCCCACCGCGGGGCGUCGCCUGCGCCCUCCGCCGGAGGCCCUCAAAGUACAAAGUAGCCAACCUCGUCUCGCGCACGCAGCUUAAUUACGUUACUAAAAUCCAGAGUGAGGAGGAGGUGGUGGCAACGGAAGAUGCCAUGGACAAUGAUGACGAGGAUGGUGCGCUGGAAGCACUUUUCAAGCAGCUGGAAGAAGAUCUUGCGAAUGAUGAUUUAUCUGUCGAUGACGAUGAUGAUGAGAUAUCAGAAGAAGAUAUGGCCAGAUUUGAAAAGGAAUUGGCAGAAGCAAUUGAAGAUGUCGGCGGUGUUGAUGAAUCAGCAGGGGAUUCAUUGCUGAGCUCUGGAGACUAUGGUAAUGAUGAGCAAAUAGACAGAAGCGAAGGACCAGAGCUGAAAACCUGGCAACUCCGGAGAUUGGCUCGUGCACUGAAAAUAGGUCGGCGUAAAACUAGUAUAAAGAAUCUUGCAGGGGAGCUAGGCUUAGAUAGGGCUUUGGUCAUUGAACUUCUCCGCAAUCCACCUCCAAAACUUAUACUCAUGUCUGAUUCUUUGCCUGAUGAAGCCCCUUCUAAACCUGAAGUGAAGGAACUAGAACUCCCUGGUUCAACCACUAUUGAUGUUGAUGAGGUUGGUACCACUGAAAUCGAUCCACAGAUGGAGCUUCCAGUUCAUGUCAUGAGCGCAGAAUGGUCUGCACGGAGAAGACUAAAAAAGGUGCAACUUGAGACCUUAGAAAGAGUCUACUUGCGGAGCAAACGCCCCACGAAUACAAUGAUCAGCAGCAUAGUUCAAGUGACAAACCUUCCACGAAAGACCAUUGUUAAGUGGUUUGAGGAUAGAAGGGAACAAGAUGGAGUCCCUGACCAUCGUGUUGCAUUCAAGAGAUCUCUAUCUGAGACUGUAGCUAGUUCGUAACUUCUUCAGAUAAGCCUUUAUUCUAGUGUUCACAUGGAAACCCUUACGAGCCUGUAAUUUGAACUUGUAAAUUAUGAAAAGUUUUGCAAGCCAAACAUGGAGUAUCUUUAGAUUGUAGCAAUACUAUCAGAUCAGCCAGUGUGACAGGUACAACUCCUAACUGGCACUUGCAUUUAAAUUGGCUUCACACUGGACCACCAUUUUGACUAUUGGCUUCAGUAAAAGUUACUUUGAGGUUUGUUGACCA
Molecule: messenger RNA, 1316 nt
Organism: Setaria italica (foxtail millet)
Lineage: Eukaryota; Viridiplantae; Streptophyta; Magnoliopsida; Poales; Poaceae
Product: protein OVEREXPRESSOR OF CATIONIC PEROXIDASE 3
Exons: 4
Coding region: 29-1069 (346 amino acids)
Biological process (GO): regulation of transcription by RNA polymerase II
Cellular component (GO): nucleus
Molecular function (GO): DNA-binding transcription factor activity, RNA polymerase II-specific; DNA binding
Source: RefSeq, a predicted model, not a curated record